Molecule: messenger RNA, 1630 nt
Organism: Bactrocera dorsalis (oriental fruit fly)
Lineage: Eukaryota; Metazoa; Arthropoda; Insecta; Diptera; Tephritidae
Gene: nau
Product: myogenic-determination protein
Exons: 5
Coding region: 371-1630 (419 amino acids)
Biological process (GO): positive regulation of myoblast differentiation; regulation of transcription by RNA polymerase II; muscle organ development
Molecular function (GO): RNA polymerase II cis-regulatory region sequence-specific DNA binding; DNA-binding transcription factor activity, RNA polymerase II-specific; protein dimerization activity
Source: RefSeq, a predicted model, not a curated record
CGCUCGAUCUCGAGACACAACAACUCAACGCCAAGCGAAUGAGAAAUGAAAAUUUUGAAAUUUUGUCAACUAAAAGUGUCGUGGAUGCCGUCGUUGUCGGAGCGAAUUUACGUUUCGGAAGAACGAAUUUGAAGAUCGACGCGUAUGAAUAAGAAAAACGCGCGGGCACAAGGUGACACUGGGCCGCCGAAAGGGCUCCUACGCUUUGCUAGCAACAUUAUCAAGUACUAAUUAGUGUAGAAUUUGUGAAAGUGUUGACUCGUGCUCUAUGAUAAAUUGUUUAAAAAGUGCCAAAAAGUAUUAACCAAAAGAAUUUAUAGUUUUAUUUUUAUGAAUUAAGAUAAAAAUUUCGAGUUUUGUUUUUAUUGUAAUGACGAAGUACAACUCGAGUGCAGUGCCAUCAACGAACUCCAGCUCUAUUUCCCUUAUAAACAAAAAUAAGUGUAUCUCAAAUUCCGCGAAUAUGGAACGCAUCAGCAUCAAGCAGGAAUUCAGCAGCUUCGCCCAACAUACCGCGUUUCCACAUGCGUCUGUGCUUCAGGGCCAACAACAGAUAUCGCUAACGCAUCAGCAACGCGCAACCAACCAACAUCUGCAGCAACAUCAGCAGCAUUGUCAGAAACAACAACAACAUUCACACCAGCAACAUUUACAUACGCUCUUCAGCCGUUAUGGCGCCGCCGUCGGUAUUGGAGUCGGUUUGAACUUUGGUGGAGACGCCACCAAUCGGGUAGCGGCAACUGCUUUUCUGGCGGAUGACGGUAAUGCUUGUAAUUAUUCCAUUUCGCGUGACAGCGAUAAGCCCGAUUUGACGCCGUCACCAAUCUUUACGGAUUAUGAUGAGAACAGUUUGAGUUCGGAAGAGCAUGUACUGGCGCCACUGGUUUGUUCAUCGGCUCAGACAUCGCGCCCGUGUCUGACGUGGGCUUGCAAGGCUUGUAAAAAGAAGAAUGUGUCAGUGGAUCGCAGAAAAGCAGCAACACUGCGGGAACGUCGGCGCUUGAGGAAGGUAAAUGAGGCUUUUGAGGUGCUGAAGCGUCGCACCUCGACGAAUCCAAACCAAAGAUUACCGAAAGUUGAAAUACUGCGCAAUGCCAUCGAGUAUAUUGAGAGUCUCGAAGAUCUGUUGCAGGAAUCUUCACCCACACGUUCGAUCGAUUGUCUUAGCGAAGGCAUAAGUGGGAAAGCGUGUCAACAGGACUAUUUGAACUCGUAUUCAGGUGCGUAUUUGCGACAGAAGUUAAAUUUUUUCCACAAUGACUUGGACAGAUUCGGCAUUUUCUCAGAAUUCGAUUCGUCGGCCGCCAAUGGUUCCAGUUUAGAUUGCCUGAAUUUGAUUGUGCAGAAUAUCAGUCGAACUACUACGCAAAACACGUCAACAGCGGUGACGGGAAACCACAAAAGCAAUAAUAAUCUGCCCAACAACAACAUAUGCAAAACGAGUAGCGGCAGCAGUGGAGUUAGCAGUUGCGCCAGUUUAAGUGCAGGCAGCAACAACAAUACACAUAAUGCCCCACACAAUGUGCCGGUGACGCCCUCACCAUCAGCAGCAAGUAUUAACAGCAAUGUAUCGCAAAGCUCAUCGCAGUCAUCGCUCAAUGCGACCUUUAAGCAAAAGUGCACAACGUGA